Xiphias gladius (swordfish) is the source of this 2376-nucleotide messenger RNA. It is a transcript of the gene vrk3, whose product is annotated as VRK serine/threonine kinase 3. Gene Ontology annotation, biological process: peptidyl-serine phosphorylation; signal transduction. Gene Ontology annotation, molecular function: ATP binding; protein serine/threonine kinase activity. Bases 18 to 1829 code for a protein of 603 amino acids. Gene Ontology annotation, cellular component: nucleus; cytoplasm. The transcript has 16 exons. NCBI's taxonomy places the organism in Eukaryota, Metazoa, Chordata, Actinopteri, Istiophoriformes, Xiphiidae. The record is from RefSeq and is a predicted model, not a curated record.
UCUCCUGAACUGCUCCAAUGAUAGGAGCACGUAUCCGGUUAAGAAGAAGAAGAAGAAGAAGGAGAAGAAGAAGAAGAAGAACCGAAUCGAAUCGAACGGAACUGAACUCAAUUCAACUCAACUCAAACAGACUCAGCCGGACCGUGGAGGCUUACAGGGGAAGAAUGCCUUUCCGUUUCUGCCCCCAGUGUGGGACGAAGUUGCAGCCUGAUUUCAGAUUUUGUCCUUCAUGUGGAGAGAAGCUUCCCCGUCCGGUUGAUGAAUCUGGACCUGUGAGCUCAGCUGCUUCUUUAAGUCUCUCUCCAUCCAAAAGGGACGAAUUAGCAACAUCAGUAGCUAAAACAAAUCUUGCUUCAAGCACAAGUUGUGAGCCCCAGGAAAGUAAGGUCCAUGUAUGUACCGCCGCAACUCCAAUUCAACCUCGCCCUGCACUGCGAAAGACUCGUAACUCCCUUCGUCUGGACAGGGAAGUUAAAUCCACCAUUAAAGAUGCCACUCCACCUGUGGUGUCCUUCACUAUACCUGUCAGAGAUGACAAGGUUGAAGAUAAUGAGUUUGGAUUCAACGUAUCUCCGCCAAAGCAGCACACAGUCACUUUCAAACUCGACGCAGAGGUAGAGCCAACUUUAAAGUCGUCAACUUCCCCUGUCGCUAAAUCCCCUCGACUUGUCAGGGGAAAGGCUAAACUCUCCAGUCCUGCUAAGAAGCAGGUGGAAGGAGAGAAGCUGACGGAUAAAACAAGUGGGAAAGCAGAGGGAUCAACCAUAGACGGCUCUCCUCUACCUGUCCUUUCUCCUGUUUCCUCACCAAUCUCCAGGUCUCCUUUAAAAGUGACAGGAAAAAGCAAGGCCAAGAAGGCAAAGUGUGCGUCCGCCGUGGAGCCGCUAGAGGAAGGCGAGGAGGUGACAGACACAACGGGCAAGAAGUGGAAACUUUUGAAACUGCUCAGUCAAAGCACGACAGAGGUCAUCUAUGAAGUUUUUCAAACAAUUUCAAGAUCCAAUUCCAAGGAAUCAAACCACAUCCUGAAACUAGGAGCUAAAGAUGGAAGAAUCUUCAAUGAGCAGAACUUUUUGCAGAGAGCUGCUAAACCUGCGUCUGUGGACAAGUGGAUCAAACAAAACAAGAUGGAUUUUCUGGGGAUUCCUUCUUGUGUUGGCUUUGGACCUCAUGCAGAUUCCUACAGGUUUCUGAUUUUCCCCAACAUGGGCCAAUCUCUCCAGUCUGUCAUUGAGGAAGAAGAUGAGUUUCUGUCCGAGAAAGUGGUUCUUCAGCUCGCCUGUAGGCUGUUAGAUGUCCUGCAGUAUAUCCAUUCAAACGAGUAUGUUCAUGCUGAUAUUAAUGCGGAAAACAUCUACAUCAAACCAGGACAGACUUCACAGGUCUACCUUGUAGGAUACUGCCAUGCUUUCAGGUACUGUCCAGGGGGUCGACAGGUAGAGUACCGUGAAGCCAGCAGGACACCACACGAGGGCACCCUAGAGUUCAUCAGCCUGGACACACAUAAGGGAGCAGGGCCAUCUCGACGCAGUGACUUGCAGUCCCUGGGUUACUGCAUGCUGCGAUGGCACACAGGCACGCUACCGUGGGCCGUCCUCACUCAACCGGACCAGGUAGCCACCCAGAAGCAGAGGUACAUGGAAGAUGUUCCUGCACUGUUGAGUCACUGCUUUGGGAAGGCGAAAGUUUCCAGUGCACUUCAAACCUACCUGACUGCAGUGAUGGCUCUGGGGUACUCUGAGCAGCCCGACUACUCAGCACUGAAGGCUGGACUCAGUGCAGCCUUGCUGCAGAUGGGGGGGUCACUGGAGCAGCCACUUCAUUUUUAGAGAAAUGGAACAUAAAGACGAAAAUUGGAAAGUGGACUUUUUUAUUUACUUGUUUUAUCAUGUUGUGUUUUAUCUGUGAAGUUUAUUGCACUGAAAGCAGAGUUACAGCUCAAUAUGUUCACGCACACCAGGUUUUCACUGGGUUCAUCAUUUUAAGCAUUAAUGUUGUGGUCUCUCAGAUUAACUGCACUGUAGUUUUUAGCAUCACAAGGGUAACUUGAAUAGGAGAGGGAUUCAAGUUCUUAGUUACUGAUGCACAGAUUUUGGAUGAUAUUGACACUUUGUUAGAUAAAUGUGUCACAGUGUCCUUGCUUGUUAAAACUAUUUUCUGGUUAAAGCAUUUACUUGUUUUGUUUCCUGUGAAUGUAAGGGGAGAGGAGGGAUGACAAAGCAAGUGAUUCCCAUUAUAACAUGAACUUGGUAUUGCCAUUUCCUGAAGAUGAGCCAACACACAGAUCUGGAUUUACAUAACUCCUCAACCCUUAGGUUAAUGUAGACAGAGUUAAUUUGCUUGAAUAAAGUGGAUAUAUAUAUUUUUUCAAAAACA